Messenger RNA from Phaedon cochleariae (mustard beetle), 5024 nucleotides. NCBI's taxonomy places the organism in Eukaryota, Metazoa, Arthropoda, Insecta, Coleoptera, Chrysomelidae. The record is from the annotation of a GenBank genome assembly.
AGUCGGCCGGAUGAUGCUAGGCUGUUCGGAUCGCGCGUCAUGUGACCUCCGAACUCUCGUGGCCCAAGAUGGCGUUGCUCAGGCUGCUGUCGCUCCUGCUGGUCCUGCUGGUGCUUGUGCGUGCGGGCAUCGCGAAGAGGAGCAGGCACAACGCCUCGCAGGCGUUCCUGCAGCAGCACAUGCGAAGCAGGACUUCGGUGUUGACGGAAAAGGACUCGGAUUUUUUGAAUAAAGGAAAGAUUUGUAUUGGUACAAAUGGCCGAAUGUCAGUUCCCUCGAAUCGAGAUAGGCACUACAGAAACUUGAAGGACCGCUACACCAACUGCACCUACGUAGAUGGCAACCUCGAACUAACAUGGCUCCAAGAAGCGAACCUGGAUCUCAGUUUCCUGCAGUACAUCAGAGAAGUGACCGGAUAUGUUCUGAUAUCCCACGUUGAUGUCAAAAAAAUAGCCCUCCCGAGACUACAAAUCAUCCGUGGAAGGACCCUAUUUAAGAUGAACGUCAUAGAUGAGGAAUUCGCUCUAAUCGUCACACUCUCCAAGAUGUACUCGCUAGAACUACCAGCUCUCAGAGACGUACUCAAGGGCAGCGUCGGCUCUUUCAACAACUACAAUCUCUGCCACGUGAAGACCAUCAACUGGAAGGAAAUCAUGUCGGAUCCGGAAGGAAUAUUCUCCUACGUUUACAACUUCACUUCCCCUGAGCGAGAAUGUCCGCCUUGCCACAAAGACUGCCAGUACGGGUGUUGGGGAGAUGGCCCCGAGAAUUGUCAGCAGUUCUCCAAGGAGUUCUGCAGUCCUCAAUGCUCGCAAGGUCGCUGUUUCGGGCCGAGACCACGGGAAUGCUGCCAUCUGUUCUGUGCAGGAGGCUGCACAGGUCCCAAACAGAGCGACUGCAUAGCUUGCAGUAACUUCUAUGACGACGGUGUUUGUACUCAGGAGUGUCCGCCCAUGCAGAUAUACAACCCGACCACGUAUUCCUGGGAGCCCAAUCCAGCAGGGAAGUACGCUUAUGGUGCGACGUGUGUUAAAAAGUGUCCGGAACAUUUGCUCAAAGAUAACGGUGCUUGUGUGAGGACGUGUCCCCCUAAUAAACAUGCCAAUGAGGGAGAGUGCGUACCUUGUGAAGGACCGUGCCCUAAAACCUGCAUAGGCGAAGGCACGAUCCAUUUCGGUAACAUCAACAGCUUCAGGAAUUGUACCGUGCUGGAAGGUAAUCUGGAUAUCCUGGAGAAUUCUUUCAAAGGCUUCCAGAACGUGUUUCCGAAUUAUACGUUUGGGGAACGUUAUCCUCCAAUGCAUCCCAGUGCGUUAGAAGUGUUCAGUACGUUGAAAGAGAUCACGGGGUAUCUCAACAUACAGGCCUACCACCCUGAUUUCAAAAAUUUAUCGUACUUCCGCAACUUGGAAGUUAUUGGAGGUAGAGCACUAUAUGAAUAUUCGACCUCCUUGUACAUUGUGAAAACCUCUUUGGAGAUUCUGGAACUCAGAUCUUUGAAACGAAUCAACAUGGGAACAGUUGCAAUAUUGGAGAAUAAACACUUAUGUCUAGCAGAAGGUAUCAAUUGGGAUCUAAUUCGCAAGAGCCACGAAAACCGUUUGAUGCUAUCGAAUAAUAGUGAUAUUGAGAGCUGUAAAAUGGAAGGUUUAGUUUGUGAUGCCCAAUGUAGUAAGCAUGGAUGCUGGGGACCAGGACCAACUCAGUGUCUCUCUUGUGAUAACUUCAAACUUGGAAAUCGGUGUCUACAAAACUGCAGUGUAGUACAAGGAAUUUAUGAGGCAGAAAACAAAGAAUGCAAGCUUUGCCACGAUCAGUGCGGAUCAUCGUGCCACGGUCCUGGAGCCAACAACUGCACCUCCUGUAAACAUUUCCGCGACGGCAACUUUUGCGUACCCAAGUGCCCUUCCAAAAAGUACGAAGAGAACGGUUUGUGCAGACAAUGUCACUCAAACUGCAACUCGAACUGCACAGGUCCUGCAAACACCUUCGGACCAGGAGGUUGCGAUUUCUGCGAACUGGCUUUGAUGAACGACAGCGGAAAAUACGUGUGCCUUCGCGGGAACGAGAGUUGUCCGGAAGGAUAUUACUAUGACUAUAUCAGUAUUCAUAACCAGGAGAAGUCGGAUUAUAAGCUGAAUGUGAACGCUAUUUGCAGGAAAUGCCAUCCAAGAUGUAAAAUAUGUUCUGGAUAUGGCUUCCACGAAUCCAGCUGCCAAGUUUGCACACAUUUCAAGAAAGGAGAACAGUGCGAAGACGAAUGCACUCCAGACUACUAUCCCGAAGUCAAAACCAACGAGUGCAUAGCAUGUGACAGCGAGUGCCGUGGCUGCACAGGCUCUGGCCCUGAAAACUGCCUAGUUUGUCAAAACUUCAAAAUCUUCGAAGAUGGUUAUGCAGACCCGAACAGCACCUCCUUCAUAUGCGUAUCUUCUUGCCCGGAAGAAUUUCCUCAUAAAGUCUUUCCUGACGAUGGACACGCCUAUUGCUCCAAUGUUGCAAUAAGCUCAUUCAUAUCAGCGGCGAAAAAUCCAGUAGAUAUAAUCAUCAUAGUUGUAGCUGUGGUUGGUGGUACCAUGAUACUCUUCCUUCUCGUUGGCAUCUUUUGUUUCUACCAACGCCGAGAAAGGCUCAGGGAAAGUGCGAUGAAGAUGACGAUGGCUUUGACUGGUUUAGAGGACAACGAACCAUUGAAACCGAGCAAUGUUAUGCCUAAUAUUGCGAAACUUAGAAUCAUCAAGGAAACAGAAAUUCGAAAAGGAAACAUUCUUGGUUUUGGAGCUUUCGGUACAGUCUACAAGGGUGUUUGGAUACUGGAAGGUGAAAACUCUGCAAAGAUACCAGUAGCUAUCAAAGUACUCAGGGAAGAUACUGGGGCUAAUAAUAGCAAAGAUUUUCUCGAUGAAGCUUACAUCAUGGCCACAGUAGACCACCCUAACCUACUACAAUUAUUAGCCGUUUGUAUGACUUCACAGAUGAUGUUGAUCACCCAACUCAUGCCACUUGGCUGUUUACUUGAUUUCGUUCGAAAUAAUCGUGAUAGAAUUGGAUCGAAAGCUCUCCUCAACUGGAGUACCCAGAUCGCUAGGGGUAUGGCAUAUCUGGAAGAAAAACGCCUAGUACACAGAGAUCUGGCAGCAAGAAACGUUCUGGUACAAACCCCAGCAUGCGUUAAAAUAACUGAUUUUGGCUUGGCCAAACUGCUGGACAUCAACGAAGACGAGUACAAAGCUGCUGGUGGCAAAAUGCCUAUCAAAUGGUUAGCUCUGGAAUGCAUACAACAUCGAAUAUUCACCCACAAAUCAGAUGUCUGGGCAUUUGGUGUCACGGUAUGGGAACUACUAACCUUUGGUGGACGACCUUAUGAUAACAUUCCUGCUAGAGAAGUACCUGAGCUAUUAGAAAAAGGCGAAAGGCUACCACAGCCACAGAUAGCUAGCAUAGAAGUCUAUAUGAUAAUGAUCAAGUGUUGGAUGUUAGACGCUGAGAGUAGACCUUGCUUCAAAGAGUUGGAAGAUGAUUUCUCGAAGAUGGCACAGGACCCAGGAAGAUAUUUAGCCAUACCUGGAGACAAGUUCAUGAGACUUACAAACUUCACUCUUCCACAGACUGACAAGGAGAUGGUCAGAAACUUAGCUUCUACUAUGGGAUCAACCGAUUGUACAUCAGAAGGUGAUGACCUUCACCUCAGAUCCAGAAGUCAUCCACAUGGUGCUACUCUUGCCGUAUCAUCGAUAUCUCCAUCCCCAACAGCUAACAGCUAUUGGGCAUCGGCUCCUCCCAUGAACUCCGAUGGAAGCACAUCCCAGUACCAGAACCAUUUCAACCAGAAACUCCUUAGAUACGCCCAGUCGCAUGGGCUCGAUCCCAGUGCACAAACAAGCCAGUCGGAUGGUUCCAGCAUAAGAUACUGCGGUGAUUCAGUGAAGAUGCGAGAUGACUUGGGCUCUGACGAAUACGACUCUGCAAGGUCCCAAGCUCAAGUGGGAACCUUGAAACUAGAGUUGCCUGUGGAUGAGGACGAUUAUUUGAUGCCUUCCCCUCAGCAAGCUCAGGGAAACACCACCUACGUCGAUCUAAUUGACUCUAAGAACCCCGAAAGUGCUAGCUCGAAUGUUUUCAAAACUUAUCAAGACUUUUACAAGAACAAUAUUGAUAAUCCUGAAUAUCUCAUGAACAAUGACGCUCCAAGUCAAACAGUAGGUCUUCCAACAGUUUCUGAGUUUGUUAAUAGUGCAAGUAAUGGCGAACCCGUAGGGUUCAAGCAAGGUUACUUGCCUCAGAAGAGUUUCGAGGAAGAAUCAGAUCAUGAGUAUUAUAAUGACUUCGAUAGAUUGCAGAGGGAAUUGCAGCCUUUGCAGAAGAAUAAAGAUGGAGCUAUUGUUUAAGUGGAAGUUGAGGGUGAUAUAAGUCUUGUACAAAAUUUUACGUACAAAUAUCCGAAAUGGCCUAAUGUACUUUCGAUGUGGAGGCGGGGCUGUGUCAAAUUUUCAUUUCUUGCUACUUAAUUAGUCUUAGGAAUAGAAACUAGCAUUUCACUGUCGAAUCGAUGACAAUAACUGAAAAGUGCCAUGUCAUGGCAUACGAGGUGUACAUAAUUUUUCCAUGAAUUUUGACGAUUUUGUAUAUAACUUUUAGUAUUUUAACCUUCUUGGGUGAGUUAUAGAAGGGAAGCGUGAUGUCAGUCCUAGAUAUUCUUGCCCAAACUGUCUGUGAUAAAUUUACUAUAGCUUACCUAUUGUAUAAAUGAUACAUUCAAUUAUUAUGAUAAUGUUGUGCACAAAAGUUGGAUCCUUUUAGAUUUUAUUAUUGAAUCUUUGAUGCAAAAUCUCAGAACAAUCUCAUUUGUACGUUAAUUUUAUUUAUCUAGUAAUAGUUGAACUUCUUCGAAAAUGUUAUUACUUAUUUUUGUUGUUAGCACUAAAUGUGUGCCAUUUUUUAUAUAUCAAAAGAGUGCCUUGUAAUUUUAUCGACAACCUCCCAUAGUUCUGUCAUAGAUAUUUUUAAUAAAACUUAUAUGAAUU